Diaporthe amygdali is the source of this 2019-nucleotide messenger RNA. Its product is annotated as ATP-dependent RNA helicase ded-1. The transcript has 2 exons. The coding region runs from base 1 to 2019 and encodes 672 amino acids. The record is from RefSeq and is a predicted model, not a curated record. Gene Ontology annotation, cellular component: nucleus. Gene Ontology annotation, molecular function: RNA helicase activity; ATP binding; RNA binding. NCBI's taxonomy places the organism in Eukaryota, Fungi, Ascomycota, Sordariomycetes, Diaporthales, Diaporthaceae.
AUGGCUGAUCAACUGAACAUGGGAGGGCUCUCCCUUGGCCCCACCCCUCAGGAGCAGCACCCUCCUACCAAGCGAUCUUACAUCCCACCUCAUAUGAGAGGUAGCACGGGCCCCGGACCCAUGAACGGUCCCCCUGGUCCAGGUCCAGUUCCUGGCCCUGGCCCCAUGGCCGGUCUCAACAGCAGCGCCUGGGCAAACAACAACUCCUACGACAACCGUCCCAACUGGAAUGGCCCUCCUCCCCGCAACAACGGGUUCAGAGGAGGACAGCCCCAUUCCUUCGACCCCAACGCGUACUCCGGUCCCGGUGGACACACUGGAGGUGGUGGUGGCGGCGGCGGCGGAGGUGGCGGAGCUAGGGGCUCUGGGGAUGGUCGCUGGAUUGAGGGAAAACAUGUUCCUGGUCCUGCCAACCCUCGCGUUGAGCGCGAACUCUUCGGCACUCACGAUGACCCGUCCAAGCAGCACACUGGCAUCAACUUCGAGAAGUACGACGACAUCCCCGUCGAGGCCUCCGGUCAAGACGUGCCUGAGCCCGUCCUCACUUUCUCCAACCCACCUCUGGACGACCACUUGAUCUCCAACAUCGCGCUCGCCCGAUACACCAACCCCACCCCGGUGCAGAAAUACUCCAUCCCCAUCGUCAUGGGUGGCCGUGACCUGAUGGCUUGCGCUCAGACUGGUUCCGGCAAGACUGGCGGUUUCCUCUUCCCUAUUCUCUCUCAGGCCUACAAGACCGGUCCCUCUGCCAACCCUGUUGGUCAGGGUGGCUUCGGCCGUCAGCGCAAGGCCUAUCCCACAUCUCUCAUCCUCGCCCCCACCCGUGAGCUGGUCUCCCAGAUCUACGACGAGGCCAGGAAGUUUGCCUACCGUUCUUGGGUACGACCUUGUGUCGUCUACGGUGGAGCUGAUAUCGGGUCUCAGCUUCGUCAGAUCGAGCGUGGAUGCGAUCUGUUGGUGGCUACUCCGGGACGUCUGGUCGACCUGAUAGAGCGUGGUCGCAUCUCCCUGCAGAACAUCAAGUAUCUUGUCCUUGACGAGGCUGACCGCAUGCUUGACAUGGGUUUCGAGCCUCAGAUUCGACGUAUUGUGGAAGGUGAGGACAUGCCUGGCGUGCAGAACCGCCAGACACUCAUGUUCUCUGCCACUUUCCCUCGCGACAUUCAAAUGCUUGCCCGCGACUUCCUUAAGGACUACGUCUUCCUUUCCGUUGGUCGUGUCGGUUCCACUUCUGAGAACAUCACUCAGAAGGUCGAGUACGUUGAGGACAUCGACAAGCGCUCUGUUCUGCUUGACAUCCUCCACACCCACGGUGCUGGUCUGACUCUCAUUUUCGUCGAGACCAAGCGCAUGGCGGAUUCUCUGUCCGACUUCCUUAUCAACCAGAGCUUCCCAGCCACGUCGAUCCACGGCGACCGCACACAGCGUGAGCGUGAGCGGGCGCUUGACAUGUUCCGCAACGGUCGUUGCCCCAUCCUUGUCGCAACUGCUGUUGCUGCCCGUGGUCUCGAUAUUCCCAACGUCACCCACGUUGUGAACUACGAUCUGCCCACCGACAUUGACGACUACGUGCACCGUAUCGGUCGUACCGGCCGUGCCGGUAACACGGGUAUCUCUACUGCCUUCUUCAACCGCGGCAAUAGGGGCGUCGUGCGAGACCUCAUCGAACUGCUCAAGGAGGCCAACCAGGAGGUUCCUCAAUUCCUUGAGACCAUUGCUCGUGAGUCGUCGUUUGGUGGAGGUGGCCGUGGCCGUGGCGGCGGCGGGCGUGGCCGCGGAGGAGGCGCCAACCGCGACUUCCGAAAGUUCGGUGGUGGUGGUGGAGGCGGCUUCGGCGGUAGCGGCGGUGGCGGUGGCGGCGGUGGCUUCGGUGGCCCACCCCCCAACAGCGGUUAUGGUGGUGGUGGCUACGGCGGACCACCUCCCGCUCCCAGCUACGGCGGUGGCGGCUACGGCGGUGGCUACGGUGGCGGCUACGGCAACCCCGGUGGCCCGGGUGGCCAGUCGUCCUGGUGGUAG